This is a messenger RNA of Amphimedon queenslandica, 1698 nucleotides long. Its product is annotated as radial spoke head protein 6 homolog A-like. Gene Ontology annotation, cellular component: axoneme; radial spoke. Gene Ontology annotation, biological process: cilium movement involved in cell motility; cilium assembly; axoneme assembly. The coding region runs from base 30 to 1589 and encodes 519 amino acids. The transcript has 11 exons. The record is from RefSeq and is a predicted model, not a curated record. Lineage: Eukaryota; Metazoa; Porifera; Demospongiae; Haplosclerida; Niphatidae.
GGUGACCACACACAACAAGCAUAACAAUAAUGGAGAAUGCUCAUUUGGAGGAACAGGUGCAUGCUGCCAAGGCUUUCUUCCUAAAUACAAGCGACGGGGAUAGCUCCAAUCUGUACGAUCAUUUGGCUGAAUGUCUUGGAAAGAUAUUGGAGGAGAGGCCUGAUAAUGCACUAGGCAAAUUCGAAGAGAUAUCCAGGAGCGUCAAGAGAGAGAAGCUCUCACCAAGACCUGAUGUGAUUCAAGACUCUCAGGGUAUUAGCAGCAGAGCUGAAGUGGCCACCAUUCAAAAGUCACUCUUUAUGUCUAGUCAAGGCGAAGACGGAGACGCAGAAUUUGAUGAUGAAGUGGAUGUCCCUUUUCCUAAUCUCAUGGACGUAAUGUCAAACUUUGAGCAAGGAGGAAUUGGCAUUGGGAAGGAUCAGGCUUAUCGUAUCUUCCUUGCGCUCAAGCAGCUCACAACCCAACAGCCACUAGCAAGUGUUAGGUUCUGGGGUAUUAUAUUUGGCAUAGAAGCAUCGUACAUUAUAGCUGAGGGAGAAUAUCAAGAGGGACACGAGGAAGAGGAGGAGGAGGAAGAAGAAGAAGAAGCAAAACAAGAGGACCAAGAUGGAGACGGAGAAGGAAAGGACAACGAGGAGGACUCGGAAGAGAAAGAUGUCCUCCCUGAGAGCCAAUGGAAACCGCCUCCGGUCAUACCUAAAGAAGAAACUAGAAUGGGGACUAACAAGAAGGUCUAUUUUGUAUGCAACACACCUGGUGACAAAUGGGUCAAACUCCCUCACGUGAAGCCGGCAGAGAUAGUCGCCGCUAGAUGCAUCCGUAAACUGUUCACCGGUAACCUGGAGUCACCAGUGGUCGGGUAUCCACCAUUCCCUGGACGAGAGGAGCACCUACUGAGGGCACAGAUUGGACGCAUAUCAGCGACUACACAAAUCAGUCCAGCUGGAUACUACAUGUGCGAAGAGGAGGAAGACGAAGGAGAGGACGACGCUCCUAAGCCUAUUGAGGUUAAUCCAGAGUUUGAGAUGGGUAAAUUAUCUGAAUAUGCUGAUGGAUCCAUGAACAACUGGUCACACCACAUACAGUACAUACUACCCCAGGGAAGGUGUCAGUGGUUUAAUCCGGUACCAAAAGCAGAUGACGAGUUUGAGGAAGAUGAAGAGGACGAGGACAAGGAGCAGCCGGAAGAGCUUGAGCCUGAAACUGGCCCGCAAAUACUGACAGCAGUUGCGGAAGAUGAACGUGUGGAGGGAAUGCCUGCUUGGAGUGCAAGACUGUCUUCAAGUAUAAUCCCACAAUAUGCUGUAGCUGUUGUUAGCUCUAAUCUAUGGCCUGGAGCUCAUGCUUACGUAUCAGGAAAGAACAACUUUGAGAAUAUAUACAUUGGAUGGGGACUCAAAUACAGCUCAACCCCUUUCAAUCCUUUACUACCACCAGCAGUACAAGAUGAAUUCCCUACUGGCGCAGACAUAACAGAAACCAAAGACCCCACAGCAGAGGAAGAGGCAGCCCUCAAGGCAUUGCAAGAGGAAGCAGAGAAAGCAGCAGAAGAGGAAGAAGAGCCAGAAGACAGUGAAGAUGAAGGUUAAUGGUCUCUCAAGGUAUAAUAGAGAGAUGGACAGGACCCCCUAAAAUAUGAACACCUCAACCAUUAUAAUUAUAAUUACACAGUAUCAUAAUUAAUAAUUUAAAAUUAAA